This is a messenger RNA of Chelmon rostratus (copperband butterflyfish), 7322 nucleotides long. It is a transcript of the gene suco, whose product is annotated as SUN domain containing ossification factor. NCBI's taxonomy places the organism in Eukaryota, Metazoa, Chordata, Actinopteri, Chaetodontiformes, Chaetodontidae. Bases 199 to 4491 code for a protein of 1430 amino acids. Gene Ontology annotation, cellular component: cytoplasm; membrane. The record is from RefSeq and is a predicted model, not a curated record. Gene Ontology annotation, biological process: protein folding in endoplasmic reticulum; regulation of bone remodeling. The transcript is spliced from 24 exons.
AAGAAGUGGACAGGCUGUCCGCACAAUGACAAUUAGCACACCUCCAGUGUAGGUUUUAGGCACAGAAGACAGUCGUUUGUUCAUUUGUUAUUAACACAGGCUCUCAGCCAACAAAAAGCUUGCCUUCGGUGUAUUGUGUAGCCGUGAGAGAUCAGAAAAAACCCAAAGAGCGAGGAUGUUGGUCCCCGCGGGAAGAUAAUGAAGAGGCUGCGCGUUUUGUUGGUGUGCCUCAUUGUAGCUCUCCUGUGCUGGUACCCCAGUCAACAUGUGUAUUGUUCAGAGCAGAGCUUGUCUGGUCCAGGUCAGUCUCCUGGGGACAACAACCCUGAAGGCCAGGAGCAGGAGCAGGAGCAGGACUCCACGCAACACAAGGUGUUGGAAGAAUGGACAGCACACACAUCAUACGAUAUGGGACUAGAGACAGAGAGAGUAGCACUAGAGAAGCUGGCAACACACGAUGUACACCAAGAAGAGACUGUGAAUCCUCAGGAAGCUGAGGUGAAGGAGACCAAGCCGGAACCAGAGUCUGAUACUGUACCUGUCACUCCUGAGCCAGAACCCCACCCAGACCCCCAGGCUGAUUUAGACCUACAGACUGACACCCAAGACCACGACCAGGAAGUCCCUGUGUCCACGCCAGAACCGGUUCCAGCACAGGGCCAAGCGUCCACAGAUGCCCCAGCGCCAGCAGAGAUCUUCAGUGACGCUCCUGCUGCACACCCCAGUCUGGACUCACAUCCAGCCACAUCCCCAGAUGAAGCUGAAAACACACCUACCUCACUGAGUGCCGGCCAGACCCACACAGGUGCAGUGUGGGUUGCCAGUGCAGGAGAUGAACUCCCAGUAGACAACUUUGUCUUUGCCGAGCACUCUGAUUCACAGUGCGGGGUCAUUCCCCCCGAACUGGCAACCUGUGAAAACUCUCCUUUUGGCAGCCCUCUCCUCAGUGUGGAUGAGGCUGGCAUAGAGGACCAGCGGUCAGACCAGAGCCCUAGCUCUGGUCCAGAAGCAGAGGUCCAGUCCUCUUCAGGCCAUGUGGACCAGGAACAACAGCAGCAACCGGAGCUGGAGGAUGGAUUAUCGGAUUUGGACCUGGAGGGCAACACUUCCCAACACCACCAGGAACAGAAGGCAGGGGAUGCCAGUACUGCCAGGGAGACAGAUCCCUCAGUGCCCAGCAAAGAAGACAUCCCCACCUUCGACGAGUGGAAGAAACAAGUCAUGGAGGUGGAGAAAGAGAAAAGUCAGUCUCUCUAUACCUCAACCAGUGGCAGCCCCCAUCCAGUGAAGAAGGUCCAGAAAAACUUCAAGAAUAACUAUGCCUCUGUGGAGUGUGGUGCCAAGAUACUCUCUGCCAACAAUGAGGCCAAGAGCACUUCAGCUAUUCUCAUGGAGAAUAUGGACCUUUACAUGCUAAAUCCUUGCAGCAACAAAAUCUGGUUUGUGAUAGAGCUCUGUGAGCCUAUUCAAGUCAAGCAGCUGGACAUCGCUAACUUUGAGCUCUUUUCAUCAACACCUAAAGACUUUUUAGUUUCCAUCAGUGACAGAUAUCCUACCAACAAGUGGGUAAAGCUGGGUACUUUCCAUGCCCGAGAUGAGCGCAUAGUCCAGAGCUUCCCACUGGAUGAGCAGCUUUAUGCUAAAUAUGUGAAGAUGUUCAUCAAGUACAUAAAGGUUGAACUCCUCUCCCACUUUGGAUCAGAACACUUCUGCCCGCUCAGUCUCAUCAGGGUGUUUGGUACCAGCAUGGUGGAGGAGUAUGAGGAGAUAGCAGAUUCCCAGUACCCUUCAGAAAGACUGGAGUAUUUGGAUGAAGACUAUGACUAUCCGCCUGGCUACCAACCGUCAGAGGUCAAGGCCUCUAAAAACCUGCUUGGCUCUGCAACCAAUGCCAUCCUAAACAUGGUAAACAACAUCGCUGCUAACGUGCUGGGAGGCAAGCCAGAGCUGGAGGGUGGAACAGAAACAGGAGGUAAUACAACAGCAGAGGUGGAUGAAAAUGAGAGCACAGAAGUUACACCAAAACCAGCUGAAGCACCUCACGAGUCAGCAGUACUGGAGCAUGCAGAGCCAGAACACCCUGCAACCCAGGAGGACUUAAGUGUCCCCAGUGAUCCUUCCACACCUUCCUCCUCAUCCGCCGACUCCCAUGAGGACAGACGGAUUGUCACUCUGGUAGAGGAGGAGGAGGAAGAAGAGCCCAGACAGUCGACUGUCACCCUGAUGGAGGAGGAGGGAGAGGAAGAAGAAGAGAAGAGAGAGGAGGAGACGAGGAGGGAGGCAGACAGAAACCAGUGGGAGAGCCAGACUUACUGCCCUUUCUCCUCCUUCUCUUCCCUGUCUCUGUCCUGCAUGGCCACGCUGCCGGAGCUGCUCCAUCGCUGGUGCUCUGCCAGACUGGCCAAAGAGAGACUCCGCAGCCUUAGGCGGAGGCAGCUGAGCAUUCAAACACAGACGAACCCUGAUACAAACACUCCUUCCCUCACACACACGCCUCCCCUGAUGCUCGCCCCUGUUCCCACACCGCUCAAAGAAACCCUCCCCCUCUCAGAAAAAGUUCCAGAGCCCGAGAUGCCCGUUAAGACCCAAACUGAGGGCAAAAUCGCAGGUGAGGUACCCGCCACACGUCCCGACACCCACACCCCUGAAUCAAACGCUCCAGAGCUCAACAUCCUUCUAGAGCCCAGUAGAACCGCCACCAUCCCCCCUCACAGUUACUCAGGCAUACACAGCUCCCUGGCCUGGCCUACCCCCACUCACGAGGAGAGGCUCCUUCCUCCCAUUAAAGACGCAGCCCUGGACCCCAUCCCCACUCCACCCCUCCAAGCCGUCUCUAUCCCAGAGACGCAACAGGCCAGUAGUGGCACCCCCACCCUUGCUGUCAACUCUCUCCUGCAGCUUGUAGCCUCUGAGACAGCUCCUCCUGGCGUUGUGGUUUCCCCUGUCAAGGAGCAGCCUGUCCAGCCUCUUCCUACUGCGUUGAGGCCCGAAGACCUUAUCCCCCCUCCCACAGAACUGCCAACAGCUCUCCCACCAACUGACACUGACACAAUAAAGUCAGGGGCAGACAGCGGGGAAUCACAGAGACAGAGUGUCUCCUCUUCUCAGACUCAUGGGGAACAGGGGGACUCUCUCAGUCAGACAGGAGAGCCCCAUCGGGUAGAAGACACAGUGGACGAGGACCUGUUAAGCUCCAACGGGAACGGGAACGUCCACCGGUCAGCCACAGACUUCUAUGCAGAGCUGCAGAACGGUGGAGAUUAUAACGGUGGAGCAGUGAACGGGAACGGCGUGUUAUUAAACGGGGGAGCGGUGCACGGCUCCAGCCAGAAGGAGAGUGUGUUCAUGAGGCUGAACAACAGGAUCAAAGCCCUGGAGAUGAACAUGAGUCUGUCCAGCAGAUACCUGGAGGAGCUCAGCCAGAGAUACCGCAAACAGAUGGAAGAGAUGCAGCGAGCGUUCAACAAGACCAUCAUCAAACUGCAGAACACCUCCCGCAUUGCUGAGGAGCAGGACCAGAAGCAAACAGAUUCCAUCCAGGUCCUGCAGAGCCAGCUGGAGAACGUCACUAAACUGAUGCUCAAUCUCACCGUGACUGUCAGCCAGCUGCAGAAAGAGGUAUCCGACCGUCAGAGCUACCUGGUGGUCUCUCUGGUUCUGUGUCUGGCUCUGGGCCUCCUGCUGUGUCUGCAGUGUUGCCGCAGCUCCUCUCCCAGUCCCAACACCAACGCUGCUGCUCUUCCAAAGAGCAACCACUACCCCAGCCCCAAGAGAUGCUUUUCCUCCUAUGAUGAUAUGAGCCUAAAGCGCAGGGUGACCUGUCCGCUUGUUCGCUCCAAGUCGUUCCACUUGUCCUCUACAGAAGUAGGUCCAGAUGACUUGUACAUUGUAGAACCUCUAAGGUUUUCUCCAGAGAAAAAGAAAAAGCGCUGCAAGACAAAGUCUUUGGACAAGGUUGAGAUUCUGAAGGCAUCCGAUCCCGCUGCUCCGCUCACAAACGGGGGUCCAAAGUGCAACGGUUUCCAGCCAUGCCUCCCUGCGCCGCCACCACCUCCACCCCCUCCUCUUCCUCCACCACCUCCACCUCCUCCUCCUUCCCUCCCACCACCUCCCCCUCCCUCUGCAGAGGAGGUGUCACUGCUGCCCACUUGCACCUCCAAGGAGUUCCCCUCAGAGACCAGCAGCUGCAGCUCGUCCACCCACUCUGAGGAGUCCUACACGAGCCGCCUCCCCCCUCCCUCUCCCAUCUUCCCCUCCGCUGGCCUGUGCAACGGCCAUGGCCUGCCUUUCCCCUUCCAGCAGCCCCCCGCCAAGUCACGUCAGGAGAAGCGUUCGAUGAAGCGGCGGAAGUCGCGGCAGACAGAGCUGCAGUUCCCCACCAUGCCAGGUGGGGGCGUCGGCUCUCUGCCCAGCCUGCAGCAGCUUAUGAAGGGAAACAAGGAGAUCAGUGUCGGGACCAUCGGGGUGACAGCCGUCACCGGACAUGUCUGAAUACUCACACCUUUACACAAUUUUUUAUCCACAACGCACACACACACACACAGACACACACACACACAUAAACUAUACGGUAGCAGACUUGCAUAGUAAGGAGAUGAGGUCUUACUGCAUCCCAAAGAACCACAUUUCCCAUGAGCACCCAGGCGCACCGUGGAACUGAAGUGGCUAUGGCAUCAGUAGCUCCACAUCAUCCAGUCCUGAUCCACUCCUGUCAAAGACGUGUUUACGGUUCUGUGCCUUUAUAUCUGUUCUAGACCUUUUAAUGCUAAAAGCAUGACAUUUAAAGAGUUGUUGAUGUGGACAGAGAGACACUGUGGUGGGAAGUGAAACAUUGAUACAAGUCAGAUCCAUUGAAGUUUGUUCAAGGUGUUUUUUUUUUCUACUGGAUAAGCACAUUGUCUAAUGACAGUUGAGCACCAGUGAUCUUUUGUCCCCUCUGAGCACAGUGAGGAGAGGUGCUGGCCUCAACUCUACGUUCCUUCACCCACGGGAACAUCGAGAAGUAUUAGGCUGCUCUUCUGGAUGAAAUGCGUCGUUACGGAAGAACUGCGGAGCAUUACAAACUACUUCUCUUUUCCUUUUUUCCUGCUGUCUUCCAUCGCCAUCGUUUCAUCCAUUCUGUCUUCUUAUUGCAUCCUAACAUGACUGCAGGUGUUUGUAUGGGACCAGAGUGUUAAACUUUCGCUGUACAGCAGACUCUCCGUUUCUCUUCCUCUGUCUCUGUCAGUCUGUUUCAAACCAACAAUCAGAGCUGAAUGAAGAACAUCAUUUUGCAUGGGGUGAAAAAGUCUAAGUGUGUUAGCCCUUUCAGUUUAGUGUCACAUUUAACCGCACAGUACAAAUACAAUUGCAGCAGUUUGUAGAUCCUACUAGCUCACAAUGAAAUGCCUCCACUCUGGAAUGAGCCUAAAAAGCUUGCUGACAGACAGAAUGAAGAGAAAUUGCUCUGUUACAGUAGAUAUUGCAAAUGUGAGUAAGGUUAAGUGGGUUCAAAGAGGCUGGAGCCAAGCCAGGAGGUCUUUAUUGUCUUUUUCUGCUAUAUUUUAUUAUUUCUUUCAUCCGUAACUGAGCCAUGCUCCUCUCUUAUCAUUGCUGGUGUGAUCUGUUUGAGUUAUUCUCGCGACCAGUACGGAGGUGAAUGUUUCACGUUCAGGGUACAGUGUACUGUCGGUGCACUUUAGGUGGCAAAGCUGAACGUUUACACGUCGGCCGCGCACACAUAUCCUACUGGGACUCUGCAGCUGAGCCUGGCUGGCCAGAUUUAUUUAUCUAUUUAUUUAUUUAAAUGACAGAUUUUUCUAACGUAGGCGCUGGCUCGCCAGUCUUCAAUACUGCAGUGUCACAGUAGUUUAUCCAUGUGAGUAUGUUACAGAGAAAUAUAACAGUGCAAUACGCUCAACCAUGCUUACACACGACCACGGUGGAAGGCUUGACCAUCUUUUUACUCUGCUUUUGUGCAUUUGAGCUUGGGUGCUGGUAUUAUCUAACAGUCCCAAAUUCUGUUUUUCUCCUGAAGUAUCAGACAAGUGCGAUCGCAGUCACAUGUCCUGCAGCAGCUUUAUAUAUAGGUAGUUGAGUACAGAGUUAGAAUAACUACAAGCUUCGUAGGAUCAUCAUACUGCUGCAUGUGUGUAUGCUCAGAGCUGCUGGGUGGUUAAAAGUAGUGGAAAGGGCUAUAUUGAGUUCUUUAUUGUCCCGUCGUGUGCGCAUGCUUGUUUUAGCCCCUUUGUUGACCCGCUAGCUAACCAGUUUUAACUCACCCUGUUGAUGAUUUCAUGACUGCGUUAACAUUCAGUUUAAUGUUUACACUUGAGGCAGAUUCAGAUGUGAAAAUGGGGUAUUAGUUUGUUUGUCCAUUGUUAAAUAAUAAAAUUGAAAUGCAUGUUUUUCUUCAUGUAUGCAGUUUCUGACUGGCUCUGUGUGGUUGUACAUUUUGACAGAGACAGAGAAAUUCCUUCUAUCUCUACAUCUCUAAAAGAGCACCAUUACCUCUUCUCACCAGCUUCUACUGCUCCACUUUCUCUCUCUACAUAUCUUUAUCCAGCAAGGUCACCUCUAACCCUCCCAUUGCACAACUUUCCUGUGACUGUGAAGAAAAGUUUUAAUAUGCCUGCUUUUAUUAACCACUCUACCGUGCUCCCGUUAGGAGCUCGUAACUCUUUAUCAGUCCACAUGCCUGCUUUCCCGACCAGCCGAUCUGUCUGUGCAUCCUCACUCUCAUUGUGCACUCAGUCUUUUAUUCACUUGUCAUUGCUCUUUGACUUUUAUGUGUUCGCCCCACCUCGAUUGAUAAUUGUGGUUUGUGAGGAAAAGAAUAUGAAUUGUUGUUGAAUAAAGGGAACGCAGCGAAGAUGGGUGUGAUUUGGAACACUAUUAAUGUGAUUGUGUAUGUUCCACAAGCCGAGAAAAUCAUGUUUUUUUUUUAACCCUUGUUUUUGAAUGUGUAUGAUCUUAUGUUUGUGUGUGUGUAAACCUGUAUGCAUGUGAUAAUUCCUGUUGUUGAUCUCAUGUGUGUGUGUCUGUGUUAUGAGAAAGACUACUUUGAAUCUACUUAUCCCAUAACACAGCGAAUAGAGAGAAUGCCCUCAGAGAGAAAUUCUAGGAGCUCGGUGUGCACUUUGAAUGACUCCUCAUGCCUUUUUGUUUUUCUACCUUAUAUGUCAAGUGCUAUCUUUUCUUUUUCUCUCUCUCUCCCGCUGUCUCUCUGUGAUUACUCUGAGGAGCUGCACAGUACUUUUGAGCAGGAGUGAGUGACUACAAAACUGUAGUGCCAUUAGAAACUGUGAAUUUCUAAAUAAACCCUUUUUUUUGUUGUCUUUCAA